UGCGCUCGUCGAUCAUCGAUGUCGAUGAAGUUUAUCAAGUGACAUUAGUGUUGCAACUGUAUCGAUUAUUUAAGUUAGUAUUUUGACAUUUUAUUCGAAUUGGAAAGAUUCUCGUAUGUGAUGUGCCAUCGAGAUAUCGAUAAUCGACAGUGAGUGAUAAUAGUGUCGAAAUGGCUCAAAACAUCGUACUGUUUGCAACACUGGCUUGCAUCUAUUCCGCAGCAGCUAAGGCAGGCAGUCGCGUACAGGUGCCUGCAACCAGGUUCACCUGCGUGGGCAGACCUUCUGGGUACUAUGCAGACGUGGACACCGGGUGUCAGGUUUACCACAUGUGCGACGGGCUGGGUCGUCAGUUUAGCUACUCGUGCCCCAACACCACACUGUUCCAGCAACGGAUGCUAGUGUGCGACCACUGGUACAUGGUCAACUGUUCAAACUCGGAGAGCGACUACGAUGCCAACUUGCUCAUUGGACAGAGAGACAAACCCUUCGUGUCUGAGGAGGAGAUGCGCCAGAGAACCCCACGACCUGAUAUACUGUCUGUACCUCCCAACAAUAACUUCUACGAUGGUCUACGGGAAUCUGAAUCUAAGUUUUCAAUACACCCUGGAAACAGUAUAGUUGGUAUCGCAGACUCCAUCUCCAAUAACAAUGAUCUCGACAGCGACAAACAAAACUAUCGUCCGCCUUCCUCGUGGUCUACUGGCGUAGGCCAAAGACCAACAGCACCCAGCAUAUCUGUCGAUAAUGAAGACGACUCCUCUAACACAAAGACGAAUAUUUCACCAGAUAUAACUGAUGUUGGGACUAAUCAUGACCAAUUUGGCAAUAAAAGACCAUCCACGAUUCAUACCCCGAUAUUCGAAAACCCAACCAACGUCAACUUACCUUCCAAAGUAUUGCUUCCACCUCUAAACCCAUCAACAACUACAGAAGCCUAUCCGAUCGAUAUAAGACUGAAAAACUCUCAAGAUCCUGUCUACAAUUUCAUCAAACGUUUUGAUCCAAAUUCACCCGAUAAUUUAGGAACGUCAAUGACUAAAACUCAGAUAUUAGAUAUCAACAAACAAUUGCCAGUAGGUCAAGACAGUUCGGAAGAAGAUCGAAUCGAAAGAAAGAACAAAAACUUUGGCAACAACAUCAACGUUGUCAAAGGGGAUAAAAAGAAAACCACAGAAGAAAAAGCAAGAUUUGAUACUGUUAAUGUAAAGGAAGAACCGAUCUCGAAUAUAAAUCCGAAUAAUGUACAAGCACCUAGUAGAGAACUGGAGCUCCCUAAAUUAGAUUUCCCCGCAACAACCUUAACUACAACAAUGGGACCUCCUAUAUACUAUCAAUGGAAAUGGGCUGUGCCAGCAUUCGAUUUAGAACUACCUAAGGUUGCAAAUUUCACAAACAUAAGCGAUUCUCCACAACCGAAACCGGGAAAGAGACCAUUCAGUAACAUACCGAGGACCACGCCUCGCACAAUAGACCUUACACCAAGUAAUACAGAAUACAACAUAAGUUCAUACUUUGUUCCCGAUUAUGUGUUUCCUCUGGACAGUCCCCAUCCAGGGUACGGUGAUGAAGAUGCCCGGACUUCCUUCCAGGUUGACGUGUCGCGACCAGGAAGAUCAAGCUAUGGUGAAAAUCCUAAAUGCCCUCAUUGUCAUCCAGCAUAUGUAAUACCAGGAACAUGUGAACCAUGUAUUGUGAAAGGAUAACUUAUUGUAAAUAAUUAUUAUAAGACUAUUACAAUAUUGUUACCGAAUGUCACAAAUUCUACCAUUUAAAUGAAUUAAUGGUAGGUAUUAAGAAAAUUCUUCAUAUAAAGACUGUAUUAGUAUGCAGUGUAACCUAAUUAGAUAGUUGACAAUCAAUACAUCGCAUUUAUAAAAAAAAUAAUGUUAAAUUAAUUAACUUUCUACCUUAUUCACUGUUAAUUUAUGUUCUUACCUUUUAACUUUUGUUUGCUACGAAGAAUGCCAAUCCUUUGGGAUCUUUUCAGCACUUAGUGUGAUAGAUAUAAUCGUAGAUUCAGUAAUCAUAUUUAUAUUUAAACUUAAAAAAGCAGUCAGCUUAAAUCUUCUUACUUAUUCCUUGAUAUUUUAAUCUACUUACAUUAGUAAAUAUGGUAGUGCUUACCUACCUACCUAUCUAUAUAAAAGUGUAUUUUUCUCACCUCGAUGUUAAGCUGUCUUUUAGUCCCUGGUACGAGGGACAAAAGUGGUCGAUUCUCUCCCGGCUAGACGACUUUUGUCCAUCGUACCAGUGACUAAAAGCGAGCUUUUCAUCAGGUGGGAAAAAAAUCGUAUACGCACCACGUGAGAUAAGUAGGACAUUUCCACCCGCGAUUGUAACCGUUCCUUCGGCUCGGGUGUCAAUAUUCCGCGGGUGAGAAUUACCUACUUUUCUCCCUAGGUGCGUAAUAUACCUACUAUUAUUGAUGUCAUAAUCCAAGAAUUUGUCUUGCCAUGUAUCGCCAAUUUAGUUUACUCACAGUUAUUAUUGUGUUAUAAUGAAUGAAAAAUUCGUUAAAUGUUUAUGUGUUCAAUAAGUACCUAACUACCGGUUUGUUAUAAUUAUAAGUAAUUGUUAAUAAAAUGUUAUGAAAAUAUGUUAUUGACUGUAUAACAUAUUAUUCAUGAGAAUAUUAAAGUUA
This is a messenger RNA of Leptidea sinapis, 2644 nucleotides long. RefSeq lists its product as uncharacterized. Lineage: Eukaryota; Metazoa; Arthropoda; Insecta; Lepidoptera; Pieridae. The record is from RefSeq and is a predicted model, not a curated record. Gene Ontology annotation, cellular component: extracellular region. Gene Ontology annotation, molecular function: chitin binding. Bases 171 to 1706 code for a protein of 511 amino acids. The transcript is spliced from 6 exons.